Penaeus monodon (black tiger shrimp) is the source of this 673-nucleotide messenger RNA. RefSeq names its product ubiquitin conjugation factor E4 B-like. Gene Ontology annotation, molecular function: ubiquitin-ubiquitin ligase activity. The coding region runs from base 8 to 673 and encodes 221 amino acids. Gene Ontology annotation, biological process: protein polyubiquitination. The transcript is spliced from 7 exons. NCBI's taxonomy places the organism in Eukaryota, Metazoa, Arthropoda, Malacostraca, Decapoda, Penaeidae. The record is from RefSeq and is a predicted model, not a curated record. Gene Ontology annotation, cellular component: cytoplasm; nucleus; ubiquitin ligase complex.
UUGUUAGAUGGUGUUCAUGUUGACCCCUUCAGUCCAGCAACAUGUCGAUAGCUUACAUCAGCGCAUCCUUCACCAUCCACUAGCAGUACACCUACCUGUAUCUUUGAUGAAAUUUUACACAAUGGUGGAGACAACAGGAGCAAGCAGUGAGUUCUAUGACAAAUUCACCAUCCGUUAUCACAUUAGUGUAAUUUUCAAGAGCCUUUGGGAAGACAGAGGACACAGGCAAGCUGUAAUAACAGAGUCCAAUUCUGGUAAAGAGUUUGUGAAAUUUGUGAACCUCCUGAUGAAUGAUACAACAUUCCUUUUGGAUGAAUCAUUAGAUGCUCUGAAGCGCAUCCAUGAAGUCCAGGAGGAAAUGGAGAGAGGCACUUGGUCACAGCAGACUAGGGAGCAGCAGCAGACAAGACAGAGGUUGCUGGCCACAGACGAAAGACAGUGCAGAUCAUACUUGACAUUACCCAAGAAAAAACAGUGGGAAACUAAGGUGCGCAAGCAACAAAUAUGGAUGGGAGCCAAGAAAAGAAAAGCAAUGAGACCACUUCAGUGCCCGCGCACUGAAGGGAAAAAUAGCGAGCUGGCCCCCCCAAGUCCACUCCCUUAUUCAGUGUUGAGGGAACAAUGCACCGGCUUCUGCCAGCGGUCCUCCACAAGUGUGACGUGUGGAUGUUGA